Gambusia affinis (western mosquitofish) is the source of this 2479-nucleotide messenger RNA. It is a transcript of the gene exoc7, whose product is annotated as exocyst complex component 7. The record is from RefSeq and is a predicted model, not a curated record. Lineage: Eukaryota; Metazoa; Chordata; Actinopteri; Cyprinodontiformes; Poeciliidae. The transcript has 22 exons. Gene Ontology annotation, biological process: exocytosis. Gene Ontology annotation, cellular component: exocyst. Gene Ontology annotation, molecular function: phosphatidylinositol-4,5-bisphosphate binding. The coding region runs from base 140 to 2329 and encodes 729 amino acids.
UUUUUUUUUUCAUAACGGCAUACCAACCUAGCUUAUAGUAGCGUCCUUUAGCUCCUAGAAACAGCAGCUUUGGUUGAUUGUUUUUAUGAUUUAAACAGUCCAGAUAAUUUGUUUUUCAUCCUCUGGAGACCGUCCUUUGAUGGGAAUUACAUCCAGGAUGAUUCCUACUGAGGAUGCGUCCGCCAGGAAGCGAGAGAUCGAGGAGAAACUGAAGCAGGAACAGGAGACGCUGUCAUUCAUCCGGGAGAACCUGGAGAAGAGCGAUCAGCUGACCAAAGGCAUGGUUUCCAUCCUGUCUUCGUUCGAGAGUCGGCUGAUGCAGCUGGAGAACUCCAUCAUCCCGGUCCACAAGCAGACGGAGAACCUGCAGAGGCUGCAGGAGAAUGUGGACAAAACUCUGUCCUGCUUGGACCAUGUCAUCAGCUACUACCACGUGGCCAAAGAUACCGACAGGAUAAUCAGAGAGGGACCUUCAGGCAGACUGGAUGAAUACCUCGCCUGCAUUGCAAGGAUCCAGAAAGCUGUGGAAUACUUUCAGGACAACAACCCCGACAGCCCGGAACUUAACACAGUGAAAGCUCGCUUUGAGAAAGGGAAAGAGCUGCUGGAGGCGGAGUUCCGGAGCCUCUUGACCCGCUACAGUAAACCCGUUCCCCCCAUUCUGAUCUUGGACGCCAUCAGUGUGGACGAAGACAUAGAGCUGCAGGAGGAGGUGGUCCUGGAACACCUGCCUGAAGCCGUAUUGCAGGACAUCAUCUGUAUUUCCGGCUGGCUGGUGGAAUACGGACGCAACCAGGAUUUCAUGAACGUCUACUUCCAGAUCCGGUCCAGCCAGCUGGACCGCUCCAUCAAAGGCCUGAAGGAACAUUUCCGCAAGAACAGCGCCUCCUCUGGUAUCCUGUACUCACCGGCAGUCCAAACCAAACGCAAGGACACGCCCACCAAAAAGGCUCCCAAGAGACCAGUCUACAUCCCAGGGACCAUUCGCAAGGCCCAGAACCUUCUGAAACAGUACUCACAGCAUGGGCUGGAUGGGAAAAAAGGGGGUUCUAACCUCACUCCUUUGGAAGGUUACGAUAAUGACCUGCGGGUCAAACUCCACUCUGAAGCCCUGAACGAGAAGCACGGGGCCACCGCAGGGAAAGACGAUGUCCUGGACAUCGAGAUCGACUCUUACAUCCACUGUAUCAGUGCCUUCGUUAAGCUGGCUCAGAGUGAGUAUGCCCUUCUGACUGAAAUCAUCCCUGAGCAUCACCAGAAGAAGACCUUCGACUCCCUGAUUCAGGAGGCUCUGGACAACCUCAUGCUGGAGGGGGACAACAUUGUGUCUGCGGCUCGCCGGGCCAUCAUGCGCCACGACUACUCAGCCGUCCUGACCAUUUUCCCCAUCCUCAGACACCUGAAGAUGAACAAGUCCGAGUUUGACUCAACACUGCAGGGUACGGCUGCAAGCACCAAGAACAAGCUGCCCACGCUCAUCACCUCCAUGGAGACAAUCGGAGCCAAAGCGCUGGAAGAGUUUGCAGACAGCAUUAAGAAUGAUCCUGAUAAAGAGUACAACAUGCCCAAAGAUGGAACAGUCCACGAACUGACCAGCAAUGCCAUCCUGUUUCUGCAGCAGCUGCUCGACUUUCAUGAGACAGCCGGAGCCAUGUUGGCCUCCCAAGUUCUGGGGGACACUUACAAUAUCCCCUUAGACCCCCGAGAGACGAGUUCAGCGAGCAGCUCCACCUCAGACUUCAACAAACGGCUGCUGAGUUCGUACAUCUGUAAAGUUUUAGGAAACCUGCAGUUGAACCUGCUCAGUAAAUCCAAGGUUUACGAGGACUCGGCUCUCAGCGCUAUUUUCCUGCACAACAACUACAACUAUAUCCUCAAGUCUCUGGAGAAGUCCGAGCUGAUCCAGCUGGUCACGGUCACUCAGAGGAAGGCAGAGAGUUCUUACAGAGAGCUGAUCAAGCAGCAGAUCGAUAUUUAUCAGCGCAGCUGGCUGAAGGUUUUGGAGCACCUGACAGACAAGAACAUGCCUAUUUUCCAACCAGGUGCCAAGCUGAAAGACAAAGAGCGACAGGUGAUUAAAGACAAAUUUAAGGGGUUCAAUGAUGGCUUGGAGGAGCUGUGCAAGAUCCAGAAAGGCUGGGCCAUUCCAGAUAAGGAGCAGAGAGACUACAUCCGACAGUCCCAGAGGAAAAUUGUCUCAGAUGCUUACAGAGCCUUCGUUCAGAGGUGUGCCAACAUCUCCUUCACUAAGAACCCUGAGAAGUAUCACAAGUAUCGGCCGGAGGAGGUGGAGGAGAUGAUCGAGAAGCUUUUCGACACGUCAGCCUGAUGUACAGCUUGUCUCCCUCAUGCAGAAACACGCCCUCUGCACACCACCUCCUCCCUUUCUGCAUCUAAAUGUUUUCCAUCAUAUAUUUAUCUAACUUUGCCUCUCUAAUGUCAAGUUUCUGAUUAAUAAACACUAAAUCAUCCUGCUUUA